Molecule: messenger RNA, 2784 nt
Organism: Trypanosoma cruzi
Lineage: Eukaryota; Euglenozoa; Kinetoplastea; Trypanosomatida; Trypanosomatidae
Exons: 1
Coding region: 1-2784 (927 amino acids)
Source: RefSeq, a predicted model, not a curated record
AUGAGUCGCGCAGACAAGAGGCAGCACCGCGACCACGUGGUCGGCACGUCGAGGGAUGCGUCGGUGCGCCUCUACGCAUUUGCCACUACGAGGCCGAGAUAUCAGGUGGUUUUUUCCCCCGAAAGGCCCGUCAUUGUGCUCAAGACGAGGAAAGGGUCGGCGCAUCAGCACCCCUGCAGUCAGUGGGCCCCGCUUGCCUCCCUUUUGUUCUCCCAACGCCCCAGCACGACACAUGCCAUGUACGUUGUUGACACCACGGCGCUGCCUGAAGCGAUGGAGAAGGAAGAGCGCGCCACGCCAAAUGUUGGCCCCGUCAUCAAGCGUCUCUCGAAUGUGAUGGCCAAACUUAAUGCACAUGAGGCCACAAUGGUCGCCGCGGGCGUGUCCGCUCCUCUUGCCUUCAAGUACGUCAUUAUGGGGGAGAAGACGCUGGGUCACACCGAUCGUCUUGUGCGUCGUCUCAUUAUUCUUUGUCCCGCGUCCAUCCGGCCAUUUCAACAGAUUGCGAGGGAUGCAGGCAAGAGAGCUUCUGGGGUGGAGUACCCAAAGCCUCAACUGGUGGUGCUGCUCUCGGAUGAAUCCCAAGCGCGGGAAUGGCGGGAAUGGCUUCAGGAUUCCAUUGCGAACACGACCAGUGGCGUGUCCUUUUUGCUUGAAUCGUGGUCUCUUUCAACAAAUGUAAAGCCCUCUUUUUUUGAGUCUGUGGCGAGGGAGAGCGGCAGCGUCGCGGAUGGCACGACGGUGAACUUGGAGACACAUUUCAGCACGCCACACGUCUUUCGCAUUGACUUUGUGCUCAGCAGGGAGAGCAAGAAGACCGAGCAACGGGUUACGCCCAGCCCACUGACCACCACAGGAUGCGAUGACGACGCUGGGGAUGGCGGCUUGGAGGCGGAUGAGGCGGAAGGUGAGAGGAGUCUAAGCGAGGGAUCGUCCUUAGAAGAAUGCGACUGCUGCGCGGAAAGCAGCAGCGUGCUCGGCAUCACAAAUCUGCAACACUGCAGACAACCAACGCGGGUGAUUUUGGAGGGUCGCAUCAUGGACGCUGGGGCAUGUAUUCUGGGCACUACACAGGGUCGAGUGAGGAUGCAUCAUCUUGAUGAGGCCGCGAAGUCUAGCGCCCUCGGAGCAAAUGGAUUGAAGCUAAAGAAGGGAUUGGCAGUUCGUGUGGAGUCCAGCCUGGAACGUGAUGAAAUCGGAAGGACAACACUGAAGGCGUUGAGGCUGACACCCCUCACGAGGAUGCAAGAAAAACGUUCCAUGACGGUUUGCUCGAUGGCGGAGGUUCCAACCUACAACGUUUCGACCAUCGCCCAUGCAUACGGAGCGCUUCUUGUUCGAGGGCGGAAGUGUGUGCUUGUGCGUGGUUUCUCUGGAGAGUUUGAUGGAAUGCGGCUGCCAUAUCUUUUACACGACGAUGCGCAGGAAUCAGCCAUGGAUUGUGCAGUGCGGGCAUUAUGCGAACGUUGUGAUAUUAGUCCCGAUAAUUUUUACAUCCCAAGCUGCAUCUCGCCCGUAUGUUACUACGAUCGUGUCGGUACUGACGGGGUGUGCGUGUGCGUGACGAUGCACAUUGCGUUGGCUGUUAGCGCACCAUCCGGUGCUGCCAGGGAUGCCAUGGAGGAAGAUGAGUCUCCAGAGGAGCCUUACGACUGGUUCGGGUACGCCAAGGCAAUGCGAAUUCUAAGAACCGAGAAAGAGAGAGAGGCACUUCAGGAACUGCAGCGCUGCCUGCGUCGAGCGUAUGAUGCUGGAGUGUACGUGCCUUUAAAGGGAUUUGGCGUGUUUGGUGACGACGUGGUAGACGCGACAGAUUCCUCUAAACUGCCAACGUCCAAUUUAUUAGCGGGACUGGAGCUGAUGGUUGUUUGUGCCCCGGGGGAUAGGGAGGGAAGCAUCAUGCAACUUGCAAGCGAAAUUAUUACUGAAUGUGUUGUGCGCGUCACGGAGCCAACCUCGCGGGAGGAGAUUGAAGAGGCCGCAAUUGCUACCCGGCGUGCAGGCGCAGAUAAUCUUGUUCUGUGUCUUUCCUGCGAUCUUGACGUCAAUACCUUCUCCGAGGAGGAGCUGACGUACUGGGCAGGGAGAGGCGCACGACCGCGAAUGAUGACAGUUUUACUUCCAGGCGUAAGCGAGAUGAUCCUUCAGCAACGGGAUGAGGCUGCCGCGGCUGUGUUUGUGCAUAGUGUAAUUUUAUCGGACGUACUUUUGACGGUUGAGAGCGACAUGGAGCGACUCUCCCCUGCAACAUGGGGAUUACUGCAUCUUGCAAACCGGCUAAACAGCGAUCUAGCGCUUUACUGUGGUCUUACUGCACGUCGACCCAUCAACUUUCCGUCGCCGUUGAUGACUUCUGCUGCGAGUGUUUCGAAUUUGUCCGAGGAGUCACUUCACGAAAUCACCAUUCGGCGCAUGGGUCGGCCUCUUAUAGCGGCUCGUCUUGCACCGCUGCUUGAGUCAGGCGGACUGCGGGGCUGUUGUCGAGACGCUACAAUUUUAUGGGCAAAGGGGGAUGUAUGGCUGAGAAGUCGUCCCCAUGCAAGAGGCAGCCUGACACUUGACGCCCGCUCCUGCUGCUUUGCGCUGGAAGAAGGCGAUCCCUGGCAGGAAAACGAGGACUCGACGACGCGAGAGAAUGUGAUUGUCCUGCACGUAUGGGCAACAAAUGCGGCAGUCAAGGAGUUGGAAUGUGUGAUGGGGGACAUGUUGAACGGCAUGCUUUGCGGCACCUCGCCGCCCGGGUCGGAGGCUGCCAGCGAGGAUGGUCUCCCUCCAUGGGACUGA